AUGAACAUCUAUGCAGGCAUCGUAUAUCGCUCCCUAGACCGACGUCUUCUUCAUUUGCCACUUCAAGAGGUCGACGUGAGAGUAUGGAUGGUCGACGUCUCUGCGAGGGUUAUGCUCUCUCAAGUGUUCGUGAAUACGUCAGAAAGCCCUACCAGCAGGGCCAAAUACGUGUUCCCUCUUCCAGCGAGGGCCGCGGUUUGUGGUUUUGAACUCGAACAUGCCGAUGGUCAGGUUAUAGUCGGUGUCGCCAAGGAGAAGUCAGAAGCUGCGAGCAGCACAUUAGGUGCCCGAAAUACUGCAGGACAUGUUGAAUGGGUGACGGAAGUAUUCACGAUUUCAGUUGGCUCAAUUCCCGCACGGCAGAAGGUUACCGCAAGGUUGACGUUUGUAAUGGAUCUUUUGGAUGAGGGAAGACGAGACCAUGUCUGUCUACAGCUUCCAAUGGCCAUCGCUGAACGACACAGCGAUACACCAGCAGCCAUGCUCGAUGGGUUCACGACUAAUGAAAGGACGCGUGUUCAAAUCGCCGUGGACGUUCAAACCAGCGAUAUGAUUCAGGACAUAUGCAGCCCUACUCACCCGAUUUCUCUCCUGCGCUACAAGACGCGUGCCGGACAACAGUCUGAACGUCGGAUGACCGCAACUUGGGCAUCUACGACGUUCCUAGAUCAAGACUUCGUGUUGAUGGUGCAUGCCGUCGGCCUCGACCAACCUCGAUGUUUCGCCGAAGUCGAUCCCAAACAUGCGAAUACCAUUGCCAUGCACCUCUCCUUUGUACCGAAGUUCACCAUGCCACGCGUCUCUGCACAAGAGUACAUCUUCGUCAUUGAUCGCAGCACGAGCAUGAGCGGAGCCUCAAUGGAGACUGCUAAGCGCACGCUGGAUCUUCUCUUCCACCUGUUACCGGACUCAGAUACAACUUUCAAUAUGUUCGGCUUCGCGAGUGAGGUUGAUGGUAUGUGGGAGACAAGUGCGCCAUUCAGCGAAGCAACCAUGCAAGAUGCGAUAUCGAAUAUACAAGCCAUGCAAGUGGAUGUCAGCGGAAAGGACACUGCGAAUGCCCUACAGUCUGCUCUUGCGUCACGUGAUCGCGAUCGCCCAACUACGGUAUUCGUCCUCACUGACGGAGACAUACACGUUGGAGUGGGGCAGCAAGAGGGCAUUUUUGCGCGAUGUCGUAGAGUAGUGACACAAGUCUUGUCGAGAACCAAGCGCUCGAGGUCAUCAUCCGACUCUAAUUCCUCUGCAAACCUCGACCCAUUCAAGGUGGUCUCCGCGGCUGUUAAUGGCUGCAGGCCCGAAGCACCUUUGAGGGUGUUUACCCUCGUGAUCGGUGAACGUGUCUCAUCAGCCAUGUGCGAGCGCCUUGCUCGCGAAGGCAGGGGUGAAUGUCUAUUUGCUGUUCAAGCCGAGGACGUCGUAGCGAAGUGCGCAAGGCUUCUGAACGCUGGUCGAACACACCUGAUCGAGAGCAUCACGGUUGAUUGGCACGGUUCAGGGAACCCACCAGCUGUCAACUUCUCACCCUCGAGUCACCAUUACUUGCUUCCGCCCAGCACUGUGCAGCUGGAGCCACCGCAUCUGGUGCAGCAGGCCCCGCAUAGGAUCACGAAGGUAUUACCCUGGAUGCGCUUCAAUGUCUUUGCAGUCGUUGCAUUUCGAUCGAUCCCUCGUGAAGUGAGGUUGCGUGCCAAGGUUGAAGGCUUGGCAGGGGUUCUCGAGCUCGUGGUGCCUGUCACGACAGUCAAACAACCAUUCAAGGAUGAGCCGUCCAUACCACUCCUGCAUACUAUGGGUGCACGUGAAUUGAUGAAGAACCUCGCAGAAGGUAGGGCACCGCUUCCCGAACCUAUGGCACCUGCUUCGAAUGAGGAGGUUCGAAAAGCGGCGAUCGUCCGCUUAGGACUUGAGUACCACCUUGCGAGCCAGUACACGUCUUUUGUUGCCAUAGAGUCCCAAAGGGAGACAGCGAGGAACCAACUGUGCGGUUCGACGUCUUGGCAAAGGUCUCAGCGUCGCUAUAGCGAUGCACCACAGCAACCUCUGGAAACAGAUGUGAUCACCGUGCAGACUGCUUUGGACAACUUGUCUCAGGUUGUUUCCGCGGUAUUCAGUUUCUUCUCAGAUACUGCCCCGACAAACCCAAGACACCAGAGGCCGAUUCCCGGCACAUACUAUUCCACUGCACAAUCCCAUUCGAGCUCGCUGCUGAGUCAGAGUGGACGUUCAUUUCAACACGACAACUCGAGCACGGAUACAUUCUCCACGCUGAGUUCAUUGGAAGGCUCUUCCACUGAUUCUCGAUGGACCAAUUCUCGGUCGUCUAGCCCCGAAGAUCCAAUCCAACGCGUCCCAUCACCAGUCUUCGAUCCAAUCCGUAACACGCGUCUGAGGGCACGACUCCCAGGACGUGCAGCACAACCACAGGUAUCCGGGCCUCGCCCCCCACCCGUUCCCAAGGAAGUGUACGCUCUCAUCUCGCUACAGAAUUACGAUGGCUCGUUCACGCCGUCGCCUCAACUGGGGGCGCUUGUGGGUGUCGAAAUAUUGGGAAAAGCGGCAGACCUGCAGGUCGAUGGGAAUAUAUGGGCGACUGCGGUCGUGGUCGCGUACAUGAAGUAUCAUCUGGGUGCGCAGCCGGAUUUUCUGCAUGUGCUGCUGAGUAAGCCUCUGGCGUAUGUUGAGGGAAGGGGUGUGGGCUUGCUGGUCGGACGAGAUUUUUUUGACUUGGUGGCGAUUGCGGGGCGGUCCGUGGGUUAA
This is a messenger RNA of Suillus paluster, 2760 nucleotides long. RefSeq lists its product as uncharacterized. The coding region runs from base 1 to 2760 and encodes 919 amino acids. Lineage: Eukaryota; Fungi; Basidiomycota; Agaricomycetes; Boletales; Suillaceae. The transcript has 6 exons. The record is from RefSeq and is a predicted model, not a curated record.